CAUACGAAUUUAAUCGAAAGUUGAUUUCAUCAGAUUGUUUCACUUUAUAUUGUUAAUUUGCUGAUCAUCAAUUUUGCAUGGGAGUAGGAAAAAUGAAAUUACUUGUCCCAUUGAUCGUAUUGUGCUACACAGCAAGCACACAAACACAAGUCAAUCCCAGCUGUAAAGGUUGUAUGGGCCUAAUACACUUCAAUGAUGAAACCGAACCAAAAACUAAUCCAAUGGAAACAGCAGCUGAUACUUCGGAAACUGCAACUAAGGAACAGGAAGAGACACAAACAGUUCUAAUCGAACCAGGGACUGACAUAUAUGAAAUAGAUUUCAACGAUGAAAAUUCAUUGGAUGAAUUUGAACCGUGCUACUUUCAAGGUCCUUCUAAUUUAUUUAAAAUUAAAUCUUACGCAGAUGUGUCUGUGGAACCGUACAGAAACAAUUCGGUAAAUCAUUUGGGCAAUACGGGUGCAGGAUUUUCCUGCAUUAAAACAAAAAAACCCUUCGACCUGAACACAAAUACAAAAAUCGAAUUCGCGAUUUUUUUGAAUUCAAAUAGCGAAGAUGACUCAUAUCUAGAAUUACAAGCAUAUCAGGAAGAGGAGGGUACUUUCUCGAUUUAUCAACUAUGGUCCUAUGGAUUCGAGUGGCACGUUAUCAGUCAAGCAUUUGCCAAUAGUUUGACAAACGCAAAGAUUCAAAUUUUAGCACGCAUGUCUACUGAUACUACGCUAGCUAUUGAAUAUUUGCGUGUAACAUUGGCGUCUAAGACAGAUCCAACUGAGGAAACAACUGAUCCAACAGAAGCAACAACUGAUCCAACAGAGGCAAAAACUGAUCCAACAGAGGAAACAACUGAUCCAACAGAGGAAACAACUGAAACAACAGAAGAUGCAACUAAUCCAACAGAGGAAACAACUGAUCCUACUGAUGAAACAACUGAUCCAACAGAGGAAACAACAGAAGAUGUGUAGAAGUCUCGGACUCCUAUCUAAUACGUAAAAUGAAAGGCCACUGUUCGACUUACUAAUUACAAUUUAUUGAGCUCGUUUAAAUGAUGCUGACGCUAUGGUGGUCGAGUGAAUAAAGAUCUUCGUCGUAACUCAUACGCUCUAGUUAUAUUACGGUCGGUUAACCGAAUAUAACGAGAGAGUUCGUACUAAGAGAAUGCGAUGUUAUUUGACAUUUCGACACUUGUUACGUAGGGGUAGUGACUCAGUUCACGACCACUACAUUAUUCCCCUUUUCAACAAAAAAAAA
Molecule: messenger RNA, 1251 nt
Organism: Bradysia coprophila
Lineage: Eukaryota; Metazoa; Arthropoda; Insecta; Diptera; Sciaridae
Source: RefSeq, a predicted model, not a curated record